AGAGGAGUCAGUCGGUGACUUUGUAUCCACGCAUUCCUGCCAUUCCUAUACACAGCUGGGCCAGCCUCACCGGACUGGGAGUGGAGGCUCACACUCCUUCUCACGCCAAACCUGUCUUUCGGUUCUGAAGAUCCAGCUGUGACCCGAACAAAAACUAGGAGGAGAUUGGAAUCUACAGAGGAGCAACUGCUAGAAAAUGAUGGACAACCUGAUUAACACGGAGAUCAACGCUCAGAGGAUCGCCACAGUUGAGAGUUGCUUCGGGACGUCGGGUCAGCCGCUCGCUAUGCCGGGGCGAGUUCUUGUGGGAGAAGGAGUAUUGACCAAAGAAUGUCGGAAGAAGCCAAAGCCAAGAAUUUUCUUCCUCUUCAGUGACAUCCUCGUGUACGGGAAUAUCGUGAUCAGCAAGAUCCGCUACAACUCCCAACACAUCAUCCCUCUUGAAGACGUCACCAUAGAGGUCCUCCCUGACGCCGAGAACAUGAGGAACCGAUGGAUGAUUAAGACCUCCAAGAAGUCGUUUGUGGUGUCUGCGGCCUCCCACACCGAACGGAACGAAUGGAUCGGUCACAUCAAUGAGUGCAUCGGUCAGAUUCUGGAGAAGACUGGGCGAAAGCCUCCAAACGCUCACGCCCCGGCCUGGAUACCGGACACCGCCACAGAUAUAUGCAUGCGCUGUACGCAGACUAAAUUUACAGCGUUAACCCGUAGGCAUCAUUGCCGUCAAUGUGGCUUUGUGGUGUGCCAGGAGUGCUCUAAGUACAAGUUCUUGUUACCCGACAUAGCCUCCAAGCCGCAGAGAGUCUGUCUCCUGUGCUACAAAAAACUCACAUCUAAGAAUUUAUCCCACGGAGACGAAGACAGAAAAUCCUUUUCUCACCAGUUUCACUCUCAGGUGCCUCAGUAUGACCCAUCCAGCGAAGAUGAGAGCGAAGAGGAAGAAAAGACUCAGGGGUGGCCUUCGAGUAAAGACUUCUGUGGGGAAUCGUGGUAUGAUUUUCACGCCUGAUGGGUGCCCUUUUAUUUUCUCCGUCAAAGCACCGGCAUCACCUUCUGUUUGCUUCU
Molecule: messenger RNA, 1065 nt
Organism: Spea bombifrons (plains spadefoot toad)
Lineage: Eukaryota; Metazoa; Chordata; Amphibia; Anura; Pelobatidae
Gene: PLEKHF1
Product: pleckstrin homology and FYVE domain containing 1
Exons: 2
Coding region: 197-1009 (270 amino acids)
Molecular function (GO): phosphatidylinositol binding; metal ion binding
Source: RefSeq, a predicted model, not a curated record